This is a messenger RNA of Rhododendron vialii, 2268 nucleotides long. Its product is annotated as protein NRT1/ PTR FAMILY 1.2-like. Gene Ontology annotation, molecular function: transmembrane transporter activity. Bases 304 to 2118 code for a protein of 604 amino acids. The transcript is spliced from 4 exons. NCBI's taxonomy places the organism in Eukaryota, Viridiplantae, Streptophyta, Magnoliopsida, Ericales, Ericaceae. Gene Ontology annotation, cellular component: plasma membrane. Gene Ontology annotation, biological process: transmembrane transport; oligopeptide transport. The record is from RefSeq and is a predicted model, not a curated record.
AUUAUAAAUUGAGGGUUGUAAGCCUUCGGGCUAUUCAGUUUUUGAUAAUUAAUGAAAUUAUAAAGAGUGUUCACUUUUACGCCAACUUUUGGGUUUUCUGUGUGCAUCAACCAAUUGUUAUUGCCUUUAUUCCUAGGUAUUCUCAGAAUAAACAGGUUUAAGGAAGAGUUGUCGUGAUCUUUGUCGCCCGAUCUCUUUUUUCAACACGCCUUCCUGCAUCAACAAAGAUUGGUCUAUGUGAAUUUUAUGUAAAGCGCAAGAUACUAGAUAUUACUGGGAGGAAAUUUGCAUUUUUAGAAGGAGAUGGGGGUCUCAACACAUGAGAACAACAUGGAGCAGGGGCAGCCUCCAAGGAGAAGGCAAAAGGGUGGCCUCAUAACCAUGCCAUUCAUCCUAGCAAAUGAAGCAUUGGAGAAAGUGGCUACCUAUGGAUUGUUGCCAAACAUGAUAUUGUAUUUGAUGGGAGAUUACCAUAUAGGGAUAACCCAAGGGACAAACCUACUCUUUUUCUGGUCUGCGGCUACCAAUUUCUCCCCACUAGUUGGGGCUUUCAUCUCUGAUUCAUAUCUGGGUCGAUUCCUCACCAUUGGCCUUGGCUCCAUCUUCAGUCUCCUGGGUUUGGUCCUCCUAUGGAUAACGGCUAUGAUCCCACGAGCAAGGCCACCCCACUGCAACCAAUAUGAUGGGGAGAGCUGCAAACAGCCUACAGGAUCCCAGUAUGCAAUCCUUCUCUCCUCCUUCAUGCUAAUGUCCAUCGGAGCCGGUGGGAUUCGAUCGUGCUCCUUGGCUUUUGGAGCAGAUCAACUGGACCAAAUAAACAAUCCCAACAACAAGAGAGUCUUGGAGAAAUACUUCAGUUGGUACUACACUUCAAUUGUUGUAUCGCUCUUGAUUGCGUUCUCGGUUAUCGUCUACAUUCAAGAUAAUGCUGGAUGGAAAGUGGGAUUCUUAGUUCCAGUGAUCCUCAUGUUCUUGUCUGCUCUUUCGUUCUUCGUUGCCUCUCCGCUUUAUAUCAAGCAGAAAGCUGACACGAGCUUGUUAACUAACCUUGCACGAGUGAUUGUGGUUUGUAUAAAGAACAGGAAAGUAGCAUUCCCGUUUGAGGAAUCGAAUUUGAGGUAUCAUCACACGAGUGACUCGACUCUAUCCGAGCCAUCCAACAAACUUAGGUUUUUAAACAAAGCUUGCAUCAUUAGGAACCCUGAUUACAUAACUCCAGAAGGAGUGGGUUCUAAUACAUGGAGUCUCUGCACAGUGGAACAAGUCGAGGCGCUGAAAGUACUCAUCAGAGUCAUGCCCUUGUGGUCUUCAUCGAUCAUGAUAUCGGUAAACUUAAGUCAGGGCACCUUCCAAUUACUCCAAGCUGAAUCCAUGAAUAGACACAUCACUCCAGGGUUCCAAUUACCUGCUGGCUCCUUCACUAUGUUCGCAAUCAUCGGUGCGAUAGUUUGGAUCGUUCUUUAUGAUAGGAUUAUCAUUCCCUUAGCUUCGAAAAUAAGAGGAAAACCCUUUUCGGUUGGCAUGAAAGUAAGAAUGGGUGUUGGGUUAUUUUGCUCCUUCCUGGGCAUGGUAGUUGCAGCAAUUGUGGAGCACUUUAGAAGGAGAAAAGCGAUAGAGAGUGGGUACUACAAUAACCCCGCAGGAGUUGUUAAUAUGUCGGCUAUGUGGCUUGUACCACAAUAUGUAUUGAUUGGUGUCGCAGAAGCUUUGAACGUGAUUGCAUCAAAUGAGUUUUUCUACUCGGAGUUGCCAAAGAGAAUGUCAAGCAUUGCAGUGGCUCUAUCUGGAUUAGGAAUGGCUGUAGGGAGUUUGUUGGCCAGUUUGAUACUAAGUACUGUGAAUAAUGUCACCAAAAGGGGGGGAAAAGAGGGUUGGAUUUCGAGUAAUAUUAACACGGGUCAUUACGAGAGUUACUAUUGGCUUCUCGCAGUUUUGAGUUCUGUUAAUCUGCUUUAUUUUGUUCUGUGUUGUUGGGCAUACGGGCCUUGUGCAGAUCAAGGGUUCUCUAAACUUCAAGAUGAGGGAAAAGAUGAUAAAGAUCUUAAGGAGGAAGAGUUGCAUAUACUAGGAAAUGGUGUUACGAAUGGAGAAGGAAAGUCCGAGGAAGAUGGGGCGUAGAGAUCACCACACUUUUUUUCCCUUCAAUUUCUAGGGAGGUUAAAAAGAUGCAAUUUUUUAGGUUUCCUCGCUAAUCUGAAAUUCAAUUACUAUAAUUGCGAAUUUGGGUACAAAAUCUGGGUAUUUCAAUGUCCGGAGAAGUGUUUGUCU